AUGGAGUUUCUGUCCCGAUCCUGGAGUCUGACUACUUCUGAGAUCGCCAAAGCACUUGCACUCAAACAUAGAAAACAACAAGAUCAUUUUUGUGCUGCUGCCCAGAACAAAACUCCUCCUCUUCUCUUCCCUCUGCUGCAGAUCAGCUCAUGGUACCACACUGUUUACCCCAUUUUCUCAAUUCCGAUCAUUAAAGUUGGAGACUUUUCAUUCGUAUCUGACCAUGUCACCAGUUCUGAUCUUGAUCAUUUUAAACUCUGGGAUAUUGAUUUUAGGCAGGGAAGAUCAUGA
This is a messenger RNA of Arabis nemorensis, 291 nucleotides long. The record is from the annotation of a GenBank genome assembly. NCBI's taxonomy places the organism in Eukaryota, Viridiplantae, Streptophyta, Magnoliopsida, Brassicales, Brassicaceae.